ACAGCUGAACUGGUCGAACCGUGGUCGCCUUGUUUAAGCUCCUCGCCCCCGCCCGACCAAACUUCCAUCUCUCCUUAGCAGUCGUUAGCAAUUUCCAGCUGUUACGUCUUAUCCACUCUGACACAGCCCGUUAACAAUAAGCUGGUUUGAUUCGCCCCCGCGACCCUGCCAAAAUGAUGAACAAGAACUGGAACGACCGGGCCGAUAAGGACCUCUUCUUCACCAUAUUGUCGGUCAAGAAUAUUGGCGUCAUCAGCGGCACAGAAUGGGUCACGAUUGGCAACCACAUGCGGUCGUUGGGCUAUGGCUUCACCAAUGAAGGCUGCCGCCAACACUUUCAAGGCCUCCGUCGCGCCCAGGCCAAAGCAGAGAAUGGCGUUGCCGGAGAUAACCCGAGGAAGAUUGAUCCCACGCUAAACCCCAUCACGCGACGACCUGGGCCGGGCAGAGGACGACCGCGGAAGCAACCUGCCGCUGAUGCUGCUGCUUCAGUACCACCUGCCGCACCGGCCUCCGGGGUCCAUCCAGGAGGAACAGCGGCAGGCGGUGCUCCUCCUGGCGCGCCCGGGACUCCUUCUGGGGCUCCUGCGCUUGUGCCUGGAACUACUCCCAUCCAGAACAUGAGCCACGGGCUCCCCGUCCACGCCCAAUUUACCGGCCUCCCUGGUGUUUCCCCUGCGCCUCCCACGCCUGCCUCCACGGUCCCCGGACCAUCAGGCACACCUGCCAUGGCGAAUGCUCCUGAUUCACAGGGACUGCCCCAAGGCCAAGGUCAAGCUCAACCGCCCCCGCCUCAAACGAACCCAGGAGUUGCUCCACAGGCUCAAAUGGCUGCUCAUGAGGAACUCGCUGUUGACCCCAGCUUGGGCGGAGAGCCGGAAGAGGAGCACGCGGCAAAGCGGCAGAGGCUCGACGACAGCCAGGAACCCACGCUUGAGGACGAAGCAGUGCUUAAUGCCCUUGCCAGUCACAACAACCCAACAACGCCAGGCGAAUACACGACCGAGUAUUCAUAUGGCGAUGCUUGACCUCCUACUCGUUCUGAUUUGAUGGUACUUUUUUUUGUCCCUGGGCUGCAAUCUCUUCUCGAGAGGAGGAUGCUCGGGGUUGUCUUCUGGUGUUCGGCAAUUGACGAG
Messenger RNA from Thermothelomyces thermophilus ATCC 42464, 1136 nucleotides. RefSeq lists its product as uncharacterized. The transcript is spliced from 3 exons. The record is from RefSeq and is a predicted model, not a curated record. NCBI's taxonomy places the organism in Eukaryota, Fungi, Ascomycota, Sordariomycetes, Sordariales, Chaetomiaceae. Bases 174 to 1028 code for a protein of 284 amino acids.